GCUAUGAAAAAAUGGAGCCCAAUGGAUCGAGAGCCCUAAAACCCCAAUGAUACAUACAGCCCAAAAACAUAAAAUAGCCUACAUAACUGCUCCAUUUGAUGCACUUUAUAUCCUUGUUUCUUCUAGGGUUUAUUCAUCUGGAAACAGAAGCAAAAGAAAAACAAGCAAAUGGCGUCUCUCAUGGCAAUGCGUCGCGGACGGAGCCCAACGCUAAGUUUCACUUCUCUCUUCUCCAAGGUACGCUUUAGCUCCUCUCUCUUCACUUUCGGUUGCCACUGUGACAGAACCCAGAUUUUAACCCUGAAGGCCAAGUCUCUUAGCACCUCCGCUAUCCCAAACGAGAAUCAGAGACUACCCCCGCAACACCAGCAAUACCAACAACCCCCAGCGGCAUCUGAUCCUAAGGUUUUUCAUGGCCAACGAAACCCUAAUUUUAAUAACCAAUGGACCCCUCAAAACCAGGGUUACAAUCAUCCGCAACAACACCGCGGAGGUCCUGGUAACAAUCAGUUUAAUUGUCAAAUCCAGGAAAGGGGAUUUCCUAAUCAGGGCCAGGGUUACCCUAAUCAAGGACAGGGCUAUUCUCAACGAGAAAGCCCUAAUCAGUGGAACCCGCAGCAGAAUCGGAGCUAUCCUCAAUACCAAAAUGCUAAUCAGAUGAAUACACAAAUGCCAAGAAGCCCAAAUCAGUGGAAUAACCAAAAUCAAGGGUACCCUCAAGGUAGAAAUUUUAAUGAGAGGGCCCCCCAGAGUCAAAACCCUAGUCAAUUGAGCCGGAAUCGAGCGCAAGUGGUGGAGCAUACGCAGCCUGAGCCAGUUCCCUCACUAGUUGAUUUAACACGGUUGUGUCUUGAAGGGAAAGUUAAAGAAGCUAUUGAAUUGAUGGGUGAAGGAGUUAAAGCUGAUGCUAAUUGUUUUUCGUCUUUGUUUGAGUCAAUUGGCAAUCCCAAGUCACUUGAGGAUGCGAAGAAAGUUCAUGAUUACUUCUUGCAGUCAACCUGUAGGAGUGACCUUAGAUUGAACAAUAAGGUUAUUGAAAUGUAUGCGAAAUGUGCUAGCAUGAUUGAUGCACGUAGAGUUUUUGAUCACAUGCCUGAUAGGAAUAUGGAUUCUUGGCAUUUGAUGAUAAAUGGGUAUGCAGACAAUGGCUUGGGAGAUGAUGGGUUGCAGUUGUUUGAGCAGAUGAGGAAAUUGGGGUUGAAACUGAAUGAACAAACUUUCCUUGCAGUUCUGUCGGCUUGUGGUAGUGCAGAAGCUAUAGAAGAAGGGUUUAUACAUUUUCAAUCAAUGGAGAGUGAGUAUGGAAUUUCUCCAGGGUUUGAGCAUUAUAUGGGACUUUUCGGUGUUCUUGGAAAAUCUGGUCAUCUUUAUGAAGCUAUAGAGUAUAUUGAGAAAAAACUGCCUUUUGAGCCAACGGCUGAAGUUUGGGAGGCGAUGAGAAAUUAUGCUAGAAUUCAUGGAGAUGUUGAUCUUGAAGAUUAUGCUGAGGAGUUGAUGGUUGAUCUUGACCCAUCAAAGGCUGUUGCUAAUAAAAUUCCCACGCCACCACCAAAGAAACAUACUGCAAUUAGCAUGCUGGAUGGAAAGAACAGAAUCAGUGAAUUUCGAAAUCCAACCCUUUACAAGGAUGAUGAGAAAUUGAAGGCCUUGAGAGCAAUGAAAGAAGGAGGUUAUGUGCCUGACACAAGAUAUGUUCUUCAUGACAUUGAUCAAGAGGCUAAAGAGCAAGCGCUGCUGUACCACAGCGAGAGAUUGGCAAUUGCAUUUGGUCUUAUCAGUACUCCUGCUAGGCAAACUCUUAGGAUCAUCAAGAACCUUCGUGUAUGCGGUGACUGUCACAAUGCCAUCAAGAUCAUAUCUAGGAUUGUUGGGAGGGAAUUGAUUAUCAGAGACAACAAGCGUUUCCAUCAUUUUAAGGAUGGCUUAUGUUCUUGUGGUGAUUACUGGUAAAAUGCCUUGCUUCGUCUUCUUGAAUUCUUCCCAUUUGAAUAUUGAUAUGUAAAAGUUCCAGAAUUUUAGGCGAUAUGCAUUGCUGUGAACAGAAGAACUUUUGUUGACAUGUUGCUAGUGUUUUCAAGUGAACGGUUCAUUACCUUACGUACUCUUCUUCUUGUUCUGAUGCUCAAUUAGUAUACUUUUUUUUGUGAAGUUUUUAGUGUCUGCCCUUCUACAUAACCUUUUCUGAAUUCAGUUGUCCAGAGAUUUCUUUUUCUUCAGUUCCAUCAAAUUUAGGAGCCACGAGUAUAAACUUUUAAGAAGUGGUGACUAAGUUCAUUAGAGAAAUGGCAUUUAACUUUUGUACAAAGAAGGUCCUAGUCCGGAAGAAUGAAAAAAAG
Molecule: messenger RNA, 2336 nt
Organism: Durio zibethinus
Lineage: Eukaryota; Viridiplantae; Streptophyta; Magnoliopsida; Malvales; Malvaceae
Product: Tetratricopeptide repeat (TPR)-like superfamily protein
Biological process (GO): RNA modification
Molecular function (GO): protein binding; RNA binding; zinc ion binding
Source: RefSeq, a predicted model, not a curated record